AUGUCUUGUCGACCACCAAUGAAUCGUGUUGAUAUUAUACGUGAUAGUCAAACAGGAAAAGAAAUGGUUGUUUCAUCUGUUGAUCUAUCUGAUACGAUACAAGCAUUGGGUCCACGUUAUCAAUUAGAAGAUUUUGAUAUUCAAUCAAUUUUUCCAUUAGAAUCUUUUUCAUCUGGAUUACAGAUUGUGAGUAUUAAUGAUGAAUCAAAACGUCUUGAUCAAAUUAAAGAUGGUCAACCGUUGCGGUGUUAUCAUAUUCAAGGCAAAAUGGGUGAAUCAACGAAUACACUCGACGCUAAUGGAGUUAUUGUUGAAAAAAGCACCUACAGUACGUAG
Rotaria sp. Silwood2 is the source of this 336-nucleotide messenger RNA. The record is from the annotation of a GenBank genome assembly. Lineage: Eukaryota; Metazoa; Rotifera; Eurotatoria; Philodinida; Philodinidae.